UAACCUCCUCCUGACAUGUUCCUCUCUGUCUGAUGUCUGCACAGAGUCCAGCCCAUGUUGAGCCUCAGCCUGUUUUAACUUGCUGCAGAAGGAAAACACCUCCUCAGAUACAGUCGUCCGGAGCUGUGAGAGCAGCAAUUAUUGAUAUUAAUUUAUCAAAUUUUAUUUUACAUUUUUCAGCCAGGGGGAACGUCUCUCUGAAACUAUUUUGGCACAGCCUUAAGUUGACUUCAGGGCCACUGUACUGGGAGUCCGACUGGGUGGCAACACUCAUACUAAGGUUUUUUCUGAUAUGGACACUGCAACCAGAGGUAAUAAAUCUCUCCCAUUCAGUGGAUCCUCCUGAGGACCUCGUGAUUCUAGACCCUGGUCAUCUUGGACGCCUUGACGUUACAUGGAGACCCCCGGCCAGCUUGAUCAACAUGACAGAGUGCACCAUACAGUACCAGCUGGAGUACUACAACCCAAACAAGGACAGCUGGACGGCCAUCAGGACGCCUUGGAGGUCUUACAACGCUCAGUUCGACCUGAUGAAAGACGUCAGAGUGAGAGUGUACACGCUGCUGGAUGGACCCUGCACCAAUGGCACCUUGGUCAAGAGUGUGAGCUACACGGAACUGGUUCAGAAACCUUCCAACAAAGGUGUGUUCGGUUCCAGGGUCAAGGAUUUCCUCUGUGUCUUCUAUAGCAUGGAGAACAUGGAGUGCACAUGGGGAAGAAACCCAAAGAUACCAGACAGCUCGCAGCAACAUCUUUAUUUCUGGCACAAGGAGCUGGACCGAGCUGAGGAGUGUCCGAAAUACAUCGUUUCAGGUGGAGUCAGGAGCGGCUGCAACUUCACGACGAACGAUCUCCCUAAUUUCACUGAUAUCAAUUUUUGCCUCAAUGGUUCCUCGCCUAAAGGACCCCUGAAACCGACAUUCACCUCCCUGCAAGUCCAAAACCAAGUGAAGCCUGGGGCCCCACAGAAGCUGUAUUUGCAAAGGGCUCCAGACAAGCAACUGGAAAUAGAGUGGGAAAGUCCUGUAGGGAGUGUUCCUGAACACUGCCUUGAGUGGGAGGUAGAACACAGUCAAGAGGGACCUGACGGAAAAAUAACACUGAUUUCAACCACAGACAGAAGCCUGACUCUGCCCCUCAUCCCCGACCAUGAAAGGAACUGUUUCAGGGUGCGGUCCAAAUUACACAACUAUUGUGUGGACAAAAGCUUUUGGAGUGAUUGGAGUCGUCCAGCCUGUCACCCAGAAAGGAAAGAAGUCAGCCCAAAACCAGAAUGGGACAUGGUACGAGUCUAUGUAUACGUAGCUGUUGCCAUCACUGCCACACUGGUGCUUACUCUGGGUGUAGGUACAAUGCUCAAACUGAGGACAUCAAGACAAGCGAAGAAGCUUGACUCUCUGCUAACCGACCUGUUUGGCAGAAGUUCAGCUCCGACAGUGACGGAGGCCUGAAGGGAUGAGGGUGAUGGGAAAUCACUACGAAGCUCUGAAACAUGGGGUCCUGUCAUUGCCUGAUUUCAACCCCUGCUGACACAUGAGUGUAGAUGCUACAUAUUAGACUGAAAGCUGCAAGAGGGUAUUUACAAAAAAGAAAUCAUUUGCACAGCAGUAUUAUAUUGCUUCUCUGUGCACGGCCUUUUAAUUAUAUUGCUUCAUGCAACUGCUCAAUUUUUACGAUUGUUGUGAGAUGUCUUAUCAACUGGAAUUGUUUUGUGUCAAGUUUUAUUGUUUCCUUUUUGCCUCAAAUCUUGCCAGAGGGUUUAUUGAGUGUGAAUCCGGCACACAGGGUUCACAUAUGUGGAAUGGUUUUAUGUUACUGCACUCAACUUGACUUUCAUCGGCUGCAGAAUUUGCAGUCUAAGUUUGAGGGAUUUGAAUCUUUUUUUAAAUGGUUAAUUUAAAGAGAGGAAGUUUGUUAGUUUAAAGUGUAAUGUUGCAACUUAUUUCCAGCUUUAGUAAUUGUUCUGAAAACAUAAUGCAGAUGGCUCAGAGGCAUUAUGUUCCCAGAUUCAACCCAUUUUCCUUUAGAUGAACUCAUGGAUAAGCUGAUAAAAUGUCGGUGGUCACACAUCACUGACCUCACAAUGCACAUUUGCCUCGCCUUGACUUUUUUAAUGAUUUCAGUGUGUUAGAAGAUGUUUUUUUAAUUGUUAUUAUCACAGCAUAGCAAAUCAUAGUAAUAACAUUACAAGAAACCUGAAGUGAAUCCUGGACUUUUGAAUGAUACUGAUGUUUCAGCAUAUUGUGGAGAAAAUAAUAGGAAAAUUACUUUUACACAAUAAAUGUUUAAUAUAAUUGUGGGGUAUA
Messenger RNA from Pleuronectes platessa (European plaice), 2306 nucleotides. It is a transcript of the gene il13ra2, whose product is annotated as interleukin 13 receptor, alpha 2. Lineage: Eukaryota; Metazoa; Chordata; Actinopteri; Pleuronectiformes; Pleuronectidae. The record is from RefSeq and is a predicted model, not a curated record. Gene Ontology annotation, biological process: cytokine-mediated signaling pathway. The coding region runs from base 33 to 1451 and encodes 472 amino acids. The transcript is spliced from 9 exons. Gene Ontology annotation, cellular component: external side of plasma membrane. Gene Ontology annotation, molecular function: protein binding; cytokine receptor activity.